GACGGCGUGGCAGGCACAGCAGGGCAGCGAGCCUGCUAAGGAGAGCGCCAUGCAGCCCAACUGGAGGGAGAUCGUCAACAGGAAGCUGAAGUUCCCGCGGGGGCUGCUGAGCGCCAUCCAGGACGGGAACCUGCCCAUGGUGCAGCAGCUGCUGCAGGUGGGCGAUGGCAUCCUGCGGCAGCUGGACGAGACCGAGGACCGGGCAUGGCGGGAAGCCCUCAACCUGGCCAUCCGUGCGGGCGGGGAGGAAGUGGCCAAGUCCUUGCUGCGCUACGUCAAAUUCGACUUCCGCCAGGUCCACGAGGCCCUGCUGGUGGCCGUGGACACCAACCAGCCCCGCGUGGUCAAGCUGCUGCUGGACCGGCUGAACCAGGAGAAGGGACUCAAGAUGGACCUCAAGUCCUUCUCACUGGCCUUCUUCGACAACACCAUCGACGCCUCCCGCUUCGCGCCCGGCGUGACGCCACUCACCCUGGCCUGCGAGAAGGACCUCUACGAGAUCGUGGACAUGCUGACGCAGAAAGGCCACACCAUCUCUCACCCCCACCGCGUCUCCUGCCCCUGUCUGGAGUGCACCAACGCCCGCCAGUACGACCUGCUCAAGUUCUCCCUCUCCCGCAUCAACACCUAUAAGGGCCUCGCCAGCCGGGCCUACCUCUCGGUUGCCAGCGAGGAUGCCAUGCUUGCUGCCUUCAAGCUCAGCCGUGAGCUCAAGCGCCUCUCUCGCAAGGAGCCCGAGUUCAAGCCCGAGUACCUGCGCCUGGAGCAGCUGAGCAGGAGUUUCCUGGAGCAGCUGGGCCAGGAGUUCGCCUUCGAGCUGCUGGGGAUGUGUCGCAACCAGAGCGAGGUGGCGGCCGUGCUCAACGACCUGGGGGACAGCAGCGAGGAGGAGGAUCUGGGCAGCCAGGCCUUCGAGGAGGGCAUCCCCAACCUGGCCCGGCUCCGCCUGGCCGUCCAUUACGACCAGAAGAGGUUUGUCGCGCACCCCAUCUGCCAGCAAGUGCUGUCAUCCAUCUGGUGCGGGAACCUGUCCGGCUGGCGUGGCAGCAACACCCUCUGGAAGCUCUUUGUCUCCUGCUCCAUCUUCCUUACCAUGCCCAUCCUGUGCCUGCUCUACUGGGUUGCUCCCAAGUCCCGGGUGGGCAAAAUGCUGAAGAUCCCAGUGAUCAAGUUCCUCCUGCACUCCGCCUCGUACCUCUGGUUCCUGGUCUUCCUGCUGCUGGAGUCCGUGGUGCUGGAGCGCAAGCACAAAGACUUCCUGGGCCGGAGCCAGACCUUGUGGGGCAACUCCUGGCACAUGAUCUGGGUGGCAGGCUUCUUCUGGUACGAGUGCAAGGAGGUGUGGAUCGAAGGGCUGCGCAGCUACCUGCUCGACUGGUGGAACUUCCUGGACAUCGUCACGCUCAGCAUGUACCUGGCCUCCUUUGUGCUGCGGGUGCUGGUCUCCGUGAUGGGCCGGUACCACUGCUGGGACGCCCCCUCCUCGCCCGAGUGCUACUACUUCACCAAAGCCGGGCGCCAUGAGUGGCAUGCCGAGGACCCCCAGUUUGUCGCCGAGGUGCUGUUUGCAGUGACCAGCAUGCUGAGCUUCACCCGUCUGGCUUAUAUCCUGCCGGCCCAGGAGUCACUGGGGACCCUGCAGAUCUCCAUUGGGAAGAUGAUCGAUGACAUGAUCCGGUUCAUGUUCAUCCUGAUGAUCAUCCUCACUGCUUUCCUGUGUGGGCUCAACAACAUCUACGUGCACUACCAGGAGUCCGAGCGGCUGGGCAACUUCAACGAGACGUUCCCGUUCCUGUUCUGGACCAUGUUCGGCAUGGAAGAACACCGCGUGGUGGACAUGCCCCGGGUCCUCGUGGCCCAGUUUGUGGGCCGGGCGCUUUACGGCAUCUUCACCAUCGUUGUGGUCAUUGUCCUCCUCAACAUGCUCAUUGCUAUGAUCACCAACUCCUUCCAGAAGAUCGAGGAUGAUGCCGACGUGGAGUGGAAGUUUGCCCGCUCCAAGCUCUAUCUGUCCUACUUCCGGGAGGGCCUGACACUGCCUGUGCCCUUCAACGUCAUUCCAACCCCCAAGUCCCUCUUCUACAUGGUCAGGGGCGUCUUCCAGUUCAUUUGCUGCUGCAAAGCCAAGAAGCAGCAGGACUGUCCCUCGAUCCCCACCAUUGCUACCUCAGCCCUGGACGACAACAUCCUACAGGGAGAGAGCCGUGGCUCCUACAGGCUGCAGGUGCUCAAGGCCUUGGUGCAGCGCUACAUCGACACGGCCAGGCGGGAGUUUGAAGAGAGCAGGAGGAAAGACCUGGGAAACCGCAUCACAGAGCUGAACAAGUCCAUGCUACACCUGCAUACAGAGGUGGAGCACCUGAAGAAUGGGCUGGCUGCCAGCCGCACCCCCACCAGCCCCCCAGCCGCAGCCAGCAUGCUGCACGGCUACAUCCUCAGAGUCCGUGACACCCUCCACAAGCUCAACCAGGAUGCACCUGGCUCUGGGGAGGCCUCGCCUGUCAAGGUGAUGGUGCACCAGGACGGGGCUCCCAGCACUGGGGGCACCUGCCCUGAGGACACAACACUGCCUGGGGAGGACAGCCAACCAGCAGAGCCAGCGUCUCCGGCUCCCUUCCAGCAGGAGGAUGGGGGAAGCUGACUCCGCUCCCAGCCAUGCCCAGUAGCUGUCAGUGGGUCCCUCCAAGCUUUUGUAGUAGCAU
Messenger RNA from Alligator sinensis (Chinese alligator), 2702 nucleotides. RefSeq names its product short transient receptor potential channel 2-like. Gene Ontology annotation, biological process: calcium ion transmembrane transport; regulation of cytosolic calcium ion concentration; manganese ion transport. NCBI's taxonomy places the organism in Eukaryota, Metazoa, Chordata, Crocodylia, Alligatoridae. Gene Ontology annotation, cellular component: membrane; cation channel complex. Gene Ontology annotation, molecular function: protein binding; inositol 1,4,5 trisphosphate binding; store-operated calcium channel activity. The record is from RefSeq and is a predicted model, not a curated record.